Molecule: messenger RNA, 4062 nt
Organism: Pimephales promelas (fathead minnow)
Lineage: Eukaryota; Metazoa; Chordata; Actinopteri; Cypriniformes; Leuciscidae
Source: RefSeq, a predicted model, not a curated record
AUGACAACCUCUUCCACAGAAAUCAAUUAUGUCCCAGAAGCCUUCAGCGUGACACACACUUCCCACAAACCAGAUCUAGAGCAGCUUCCCAGUGGACUUGGCUCACGUGGACGCGUGCGGCGCGUGCCAGGGACCGCCAGACCGGCGCGCUCGACUCGUGAACACGCAGAGAACAGAGUCUGGAGUCUCCAAAGCGCAGUUCAGAACCCAGAGUCCCUGGACUCGUAUAUCCAGAGCUGUCUGUCUGUCCUCUACCCACCGUUUGAGGUCACGGCCUCCACUGUCCUCAGCCAGCUCUUCCAGGUCAUCGAUGCUCGUUACCACGGAGACGCCCUCCAGUGUCUGACCGACUUCCUCAUCCCUGCCAGGCAUCUUCUGGAGAGAGUGCAGCAGUCGGCCUGUGCUCCGUACUCUCAGAGGGUGUUCAGCUGUGCCGGGUGGCCUCUGUGUUUAAAGGAUCGCAUCGUGAUCCAGCUUGCUCCCGUUAACCCUUUGCUGCUCAGACCGGGAGACUUUUACCUGCAGGUUGUGCCGUCCGCGAACCAGGCCGCCCGCAUCGUAGUCCAGAGUCUUUUAGAGGUGGAAACCUCAAUCCCCGAGACCUCUUACCCCAGCAUCUUCACUGAAGCCUGGCUUCGGGAGCUCAACGGCGGGAGACAUGGAACGCCUUUGGCUCGCUGCGUCCUCAAAACCGAGCAGGGCAUAGUCAAAGUUCCCUGGGAAGAGGUGGCCAACCCUAAAUUCAAGGACAAUCGGAGUAUGGCCUCCUCGUCUCCGUCAAACCAACAGGAGUCUUUGAGUUCGUGCCGUCCACACACACCUACCCCUUCCAAUUUCUCCGUGGAGACGAGGAUUUGUCCUGCACGGGAUGGUAUAGCAGUGUCCUUGCGUUUGGUAGACAGCAGUAGUAGUUCGAGACACGCUGAAAUGGAUCCGUCUGGGACGCGUCCGGUGGGAUGGGUGUCUCCAAACACAUGGGACAGCCGAAGUAAGAGCAGUUUGGUAAGCAAUUGCAAUGCUCUAAUGGACCUUACCAAAGAAACCCAAGGAUAUCCACAGACUCCUCUGCUGAGGUCUCGGGACCGAACCGCUUGUGUGCGCACCGUGAGGUUUGCAGAGGAACCCUGUACGCCGUGCAUGCAGAGGAAACACGGGCAAGGGACCAAAGCGCAAAAAUGUCGGUUUACGGAAGAACCCAAAGAAAGAUCUGAGCGUCCAAAUGAACUUGCUCAGGAAACUCCAGAUCAGGGCAGCUCUUCAAAAACAGAUUGGUUAGGACAUUGCUCCAGCGGAGGGCGUGAGGAACAAACCCAGAACAAUUCUCAGGACUGUUUUACUCCACCUGUGGUUGGGACGUCUGAGAAAUGCCACAUUGUUGUCCAAGGACAGACAAGUGAGGUGGACAGAAGCAGCUACUUAGAGAUGAUCCCAAAGCUGCAUGUGGUUCCAGGGAAGAAAACCACCACUUUUGGGCUGGUGUCUCCGAAGAUGAACAGAAGACGAUUCGUUGUGACUCAAGAUCUCUCUCAGGACCCCAAAACUCUGAGCCCUCCUGUUACUGGACCGCGGGUAAAUCAUUCAGACGCCCCAGCGCAAGCUGAAACAGAGAGACCAUCCAGAUCAUCAACUCCUACUUCACUUAAAGCGGAUGGCCUUCUUCACUCAGGAACCGUGUGUCUAACUGGUGGACUGGACCGCUCCGGUCGAGCAGUUCUGGAGAUUUAUGGAGAUCAUCAGGUCUGGACUUCUGCACACAUCUCAAGUCUGGAGAUCUGCAAACUCCUGCUGUACUUCCACUCCAUCACCCGGAAAGAGAGGAGCGAUGCAGGGAUGACGCUGGUGUUUGAUGCGCGGAAGAAGUCGCCACAUCCAGAGUUUGCCAAAGCUCUCCUGAUGGUCCAGGAACAGGAUCCUCAUGCUGUGCACCGGGUUCUUCUGCUGGUGAAGAAGGACACUCUCCACAGUCAUGAGAAAAGGCCCGGCGUUACGGUAGAAACACUGACGUCAUUUAAGGCUCUAUAUAAAAUAGUGGACGUCAGUCAGAUAACUGCGGCUCUACACGGGUCAUUACCGUACAAUCACUGCGACUGGAUACUAAUACAUCAGAAGCUGUAUCCAUUCGUGUCAGACCUACAAGAGGCGUCCGCUUUGCUAUCAGGAGCAAUAAAGAAACUGGAAGGUGUUCAUAAAAUCGACACAGUGCAGGAUGUGCAUCAGUGCAUCGAGGAGCAGCGAGCUCUAAUGAAGGAAGUGCUGGAAGACACGCGAUUGGUCGGCUUGCAGAGGGGAGGCGGAGCCAUGCUGGCCAGGCUGAGGCUGGAAACUGAUGUGAGGUCGCCACACUGUGAACAGAGCUGCGAGGUGAUUGACACCGUCACACACCUGUACAACGCCAUGGAGGAGCAGGUGCAUGUUCUGGCCAGGAAGUCCAAUGUGUCCCUGCAGCGCCUGGACUUCCUGUCACAGCUCCGAGAGAUGGAGUCCAGGUUUGCACAGAUGAAGGAAUGGUUGGACACAGAAGGAGAAACGCAGCUCCUGCAAGCCGAAUCUGUGGACGACUCCAGUGAACGGAUCCAACACACGCUGCAUAGUUUCCAAGCUUUUCUCUCCGAAGCAAACGAGCGUACGCAUCAGGCGAUGAUGCUGGUGUCCGACGCGGAGAGAGUGCAGGGGCCGAACUAUCCCGAGACCGAGGUGUUUCACAGGACGGUGUCCACGUUUAAAUCCAGCCUGGCGGAGUUUGUGUCGCGGGCCGAGCGCUGCCGUGAGGAGAUGGGGAUGAUGGUGUACGUCUGCCACUUCUGCGAGAGGGCUUCAGCCGUGGCCAGCGACUGCAUGAGGUUUUUGGAUCAGGAUCAAUAUUGCGGUUCCCCAGAUGAGGAGAGCUGGACCCGUCUUCACGCUCACCUGCAGAGGUUGGACGAGUUUUCUCCCGAGCACUUCCAGGACGUGAGAGCACAGGCGUGCUCCAGCUCCAGGGCUCUGCGGGUGUGGGACGCCGCCUGGAUCCACUGCCAGGACGUCCAGCGCCGGCUGGAGGAGAGACUGGCUCUUCUGGAAGGAUCUCCGACACCCGCUGGACGAGGCUCGGACUGGCCGGAGAAGAUUCCAGCACAAGAUGAGCAGGAGCUUGUGCCCGAUCCGUCAGAGAGCAGGGCGAGUCGAUCGAGAGACAGCAUGCACACCACCGUCACCUGCUUCAACUUCAGAACCAACCACAAAACCCGGAGAGAGUCCAAAACCGCACAGAGCGCCAAGGAAAACCCGGCAGACUGCGGGCCGAGAGGCAGAAGCGCCGGCAGAAGAGCUUCCCAGGACCAGAAGCCGGUCGCAGGCUCGGGUACGGUGGGCUGUCAGUGGUUCCCUUGGCAGCCGGCGGCGAACAGAAACACCAAGAGACCUGAGCUCCACAUCACUGAGCCCAUCUUCUCACAGGACCAGGAGUACGGGAACCCUCGUCGCGGCAGCUUCGGCUCUCAGACGGCCCGUGGAGAGACCGGCUGGAGAACCGAUGGACAAACCACUGCAUCCAGCCCAGACAGCCCAAACAGAACCAUGAAGCUUCACCGUGUCAUGGAGGAGCUCCUGCUGACGGAGGUGGAGUACGUCCGCUCUCUGGGAUACAUCUUGACUCAUUACGUCCCCCUGUUGGCCAGACCCGACGUCCCGCAGGAUUUGCGCGGUCAGCGCGGACGAAUCUUCGGAAACCUGGAGAAACUGUACGACUUCCACUGCCAGCACUUCCAGCAGGAACUGGAGUCCUGUCAGGCAGAACCACUGCGAGUCGGACGCUGCUUCCUAAACCACACAGAGAGUUUUGGACUUUACGCACUUUACAGCAAGAACAAACCCCAGUCUGAUGCGCUCAUUCAACAUCAUAGAUACUUCAAGCGUAAGCAGAUGGAGUUGGGUGACAGCAUGGAUCUGUCCUCAUACCUGCUGAAGCCCGUCCAGAGGAUCAGUAAAUACAGCCUCCUGCUGCAGGAGAUCCUGGACGAAUGUGUGCCGGAUCAGAGCGGAGAACAAGAGGAGAUCCGGGCGCAACAGGACAACAGAGACUGA